AUGCAACCUACUCAAAUCUACAAAGAGCUUCUCAACACGUAUCCCUAUCCCGAUUUCACUCCUCGAACAGUAUACAAUCUGUGCCUGAAGGAAACCGAAGGCCUAUAUCGUCACGAUCCGGAUGAAUAUACCUCGGCUGGUAUAUAUCUGGAUCAAAUGAGCGCUGGUCCGGAUCCAAUUGUACAGCGCAUUGCAUUACCAGAUGAUCAAGAUGGGUAUACUGCCCUUGCCUUCUCUGUCCCGUCAUUUAUCCGAAAGUAUGGUGAGCGCAUCUGCGAAAUCGGACUGGAUUCAACAUGGAAGACUAAUAAAUCCGGUUACGAGUGCUUUGCGCUCUUAGGAGAGCUGUCCGGCUCUGGGCUCCCACUCGGCUUCCUCCUUAUCAAAUCCAACAAUCCCGAACCGGGGACAAAGGAGAAAUACAUCUGCGCCCUUCUCCGUCAUAUGCGCGAGAAAUGGGAGCUUGUUCCUAUCCAGUCCCUCAGUGACAAGGACAUUACAGAGAUCAAUUCGUGUCUCGCUGAAUUGCCAGAUGACAUCAAACAUCAACUGUGCUUCUGGCAUUGUAUUCGCGCAGUUCGUGGCCGGCUCAGCGUUGUCGGCCGAUCUCCAGCCCACUAUCACAUCGACGCUGCACAGUUUGAAUUCGAUUUUAUUGAUCCAAACUUUGUCCCUCUUGCUCAAAUGAAGGAACAAGACAAAACUCCGGAAAGUCUUUUUGUUGCGCAGGAGGCAAUUCCCACGGUUCAAAUCCGGAUCGGUGACCAGCUAAUGAGUAUGGCACCGGCCAAGCCCAAAAUUGUGAUCCACCUGAAUGGACACCUUCGGGAUACCUUGAGGGGGUUGCGUGGCCUGGGGGAAGAAUCGGACGAGCGCGAGGAGUAUUUUGAAGAGGAGGAUGACGGUCUGUCAGAUGAACUGGGAGACGAGCUUGAGUCCAUGGACUCAGACCGUUUGGAAGCCGCCCCGUCGUGGCUUGAACCCGGAGAGCUUCUAAACGAUGCAACAGUGUUUGCGCAUAAUAAGUCCUACCUGUUCUGCCCUGCACCCCAUCGACGCCAGCUUCUACAUCUGUUCAUGCGGCACUUUUGCCUUCAUCCCCUUCUUCCCGAACGGACCAGACAGUUUCGCACAGCUCAAGAAAUUCGGCGCGACUCCGUUUUUGAAAUGUACAAAUUCUGCUUCCAGCGCGGGUUGCGAGAAGUGUGGGGAUAUAUGUGGGAGGCUUGGUAUUGCAAUGCAAAGUGGGUGCUGUGGGCUCGCUCAAGCCAGCCAGACUUCAUUGGUAGAUGGCGCACCACCAUGGCUGUCGAGAACUUCUGGCGGAACCUCAAGCACGGCACUCUCCACCAUUUACUUCAUCCUCGACUCGAUCAACUAGUUCACCUCAUCGUCACGGAUGUCAUCCCACGCUUUCGAGACAAGAUGCGAAUCUUCGAUACUGAUUAUCGUCCGGGCCGCGCACGCGCGCUAACCCCAUGGCAGACGGAACUCAAGAAAAAUUGGAAAAAACAGGCAGCCCGCGCUGUGAGUUCCAACACUUAUACUCACUCCCUGAACCUAUCAACAUGGACAUGCACCUGUGGGCAGCAAAAAUACAAUGCCUUCCUACUCUGCAAACAUCUGGUGCAAGCUGUACACCUCCCUGAUCCCCAAUUUUUCCGCGAAGUCUAUCGCCGCCGGGUCACGCCCUUUUAUCAUCAUCCCUUGCUUCGACCCAAAGAUGGUUCUACAAUUGACGCGUCGGGCUUCAAGCCUAGUCUGAUCAGCGGUGAUUAUUUCACGGACUUCGAGGCCACACGAGGAAUGAAGAGGGCUAGAGGGCAGGAUACAUGGAAGCGAAAUAGUUUGGCUGGCUCGUCGCGUUCAUCCUCCCUCACUCCGGAGGAUUACGAGACUGCGAGAGAGUCUUCGGUAUAUGAAUCUGACGGACCAGAUGAUAACGAUGAGCUCCGUGAAUAUACCGAAGAUCUUAUCUCCGGUCUUCGAGAGGGUGUCGAUAUCCUUUUGGGCCAAUUGCAGCGCGGUCCAGAGGCAAACAUUUUUCUUAGGAGUGUGAAGCGCCAGAAAAGGGGGCAGGAUAUUAUUCAGAUGGUGAGGGACAUUAAACACUUCAGUGAAACCGGAAGGAAACGGCCCACUACCUGGGCAAAACCGAAAGACAAGCGAUCAGCCGAGUAUACUAGCAAUACCAUGGGUUAUAUGACCCCUGAUAUCCCUAACUAG
Messenger RNA from Mycena citricolor, 2226 nucleotides. NCBI's taxonomy places the organism in Eukaryota, Fungi, Basidiomycota, Agaricomycetes, Agaricales, Mycenaceae. The record is from the annotation of a GenBank genome assembly.